GUUCGACUGAAAUAUUGACGGGGCUCCUUCGCUGUCAACACCAACACCCAAGUUCUGCACAUCAACCACAAUGUCUUCGCCGGCGCCACGGCGCACGCAACGUAGCUCUCAGUCUGCUACGCCGCGCAGGCGAGAGCGAAGCAGUCCCUCAGAAGCCGACCCAGCUCAAACUCAGCUGCAGCAGGAAGUUACUGCCGCCUCUUCAGACGAUCAACCUCAUGCUACUCCUCGCCGACUACAGCAGAAUGUAGCUUCCUCGUCACCGCUCUUUUAUCGAUCCUCUCCUUCUAACGGCAUGGCACAUCUCUCGGUGGGAGAACGUUCCGAUCCAAUGGACGUUAGCUCUCCUCCAGUACAGCAAUUGAAUCAAAGUGAAGAUGGCGACAGAACUCCUAGGGCCAGAACACGGUACCCUGGAGACUCCUCACCUAUCCGCUAUGCUUCGAGUUCAAGUCCAACCCGUGCGAGGGAGAUGUCUCAUCUACGAUCUGAACUCUCUGAUAGCAGUGGCCUCUUUGUUCGGUCCUCUCGCUCAGGAGCCCCUGGAGCUUCCGGUAUCAAUCGAUCUCGACGAGGUGACAUCAACUCCGACAUCCUGGGAUCAACGCCUGGCCGCCGCCAACGUCUUUUUGUGGAUGAAAGGGGUCUGCCCGUCCCCGAAGGCGCGCCGGCAUCUGAUACGGGCACCUUUUCGAAUCUCAAUCCAGAUACCUCGGAAGCAGAAGCCCUCGGUGGAUCCUCACAGCGGGUCAUCUGGGGUACCAAUGUCUCAAUUCAAGAUACCAUGUCUGCUUUCAAGAGUUUCUUACUCAAUUUUACGAAAAAGUAUCGGAUGUGGGCAGAGGGAGCAACGGAAGAAGAAACAGAGGCUGCCGGGGAUGAGGCAAACUCCAAGGAAUACGUUGAGAUGAUGGCCACAAUGCGUCAACUAGGCGUGACUGGCCUGAAUCUCGAUCUGAGGAACCUCAAGGCUUAUCCUUCUACGCUCAAGCUAUGGCGCCAAUUGCAGGACUACCCUCAGGAAGUUGUACCGCUGAUGGAUCAGACUAUCAAGGAUAUAAUGGUUGAGGAGGCUACAAAGGAAAUGUCGGAGCUUCGAUCGCAGCGUGCCCAGCGGAGCCAUGGAGCUGCGAGGGCAAGAGACUCUAGCUCAGCGCCUCCAGCGCCUAGCUCGGAAGCAGGCGAAACCCCGCAGCCAGUACAAGAGGUCGAGGAGCCUCUUCCAGAUCUUUUGCAAGACGUCGAAACCCGCACAUACAAGGUCCGACCCUUUGGCCUGGACGAGUCAAUCAACCUUCGAGACCUGAACCCUCGCGACAUGGAUAAAAUGAUCAGCGUCAAGGGUCUCGUUAUCCGAACAACGCCAAUUAUUCCUGACAUGAAGGAAGCAUAUUUCCGGUGCCAGGUUUGUAACCAUACUGUGGUCGUCGACAUUGACCGCGGCAAGAUUGCCGAGCCUACCGCUUGCCCUCGUCAGGUCUGCCAAACGCCGAAUUCUAUGAAGAUUAUUCACAACCGUUGCAAGUUUUCGGACAAGCAGGUCAUCAAGCUGCAAGAGACUCCAGACCAUGUUCCUGCUGGCCAAACUCCUCAUUCGGUUUCUCUUUGCGUCUACGAUGAAUUGGUGGAUAUCUGCAAAGCUGGUGACAGGAUUGAAGUAACUGGAAUUUUCCGCAGCAACCCCGUCCGCGUCAACCCUCGGCAGCGAAGCAUCAAAGGUCUCUUCAAGACGUACGUUGAUGUGCUGCACAUUCAGAAAGCGGACAAGCGGCGUUUGGGCAUUGAUGUAUCGACUGUUGAGCAAGAGCUCUCUGAACAGAUUGUUGGAGACAUUGAACAACAGCGGACUGUCAGCGACGAGGAAGAGCGAAAGAUCAAGGAGACCGCUGCUCGGCCAGAUGUGUAUGAGCUUCUUGCUCGUUCUCUCGCGCCCAGUGUAUACGAGAUGGAUGAUGUGAAGAAGGGCAUCCUUCUGCAGCUCUUUGGCGGUACAAACAAGUCUUUUGAGAAGGGAGGUAGCCCCAGAUAUCGAGGCGACAUCAACGUGCUACUUUGCGGUGAUCCUUCGACAUCAAAAUCGCAGCUCUUGCAGUAUGUCCACAAAAUCGCUCCUCGAGGAGUGUACACUAGUGGUAAGGGAUCGUCAGCCGUCGGUCUUACUGCAUACGUGACGCGCGAUCCAGAAUCACGUCAACUGGUAUUGGAGUCUGGUGCAUUGGUUCUUUCGGACGGUGGUGUCUGCUGCAUUGAUGAGUUUGACAAAAUGUCGGAUGCGACUCGAUCAGUUUUGCACGAAGUGAUGGAGCAGCAGACCGUCUCCAUUGCCAAAGCCGGCAUCAUCACCACUCUUAAUGCACGAACGAGCAUUCUCGCCUCGGCCAACCCCAUCAACAGCAAGUACGAUCCUAACUUGCCAGUCCCCAAAAACAUUGACCUCCCACCUACCCUGCUCUCCAGAUUUGACCUGGUGUAUCUGGUCCUCGACAGCGUACAAGAGCAAAACGACAGACGCUUGUCCAGUCACAUUAUGAACAUGUAUCUCGAGGAUAGGCCAGAAAACGCCAGUUUAUACGAGAUUUUGCCUGUCGAGUUUCUGACUUCAUACAUUUCCUAUGCGCGCAACAACUGCCAGCCCCGCAUCACCCAAGCGGCCUCGGACGAACUUGUGAACGCAUACGUCGAGAUGCGCAAACUUGGCGAAGACGUGCGCGCCGCCGAGCGUCGUAUCACCGCCACCACACGACAACUCGAGUCCAUGAUCCGUCUGUCCGAGGCCCACGCAAAGAUGAGACUCUCUCCCGAGGUCACAGCACAUGAUGUCAUCGAGGCCGUCCGCUUGAUCAAGUCCGCCUUGAAACAGUCUGCCACCGAUGCCCGCACGGGCCUGAUCGACAUGGGUCUCUUGACCGAGGGUACCAGCUCGACCGAGCGUCGCCGCAAGCAGGAUCUCAAGACUGCUGUCGUCGCCCUCCUCGAUGACAUGACCCGCCGAGGUGGCGCCGCUAGAUACGCUGAAGCGUUCAAACGACUCACAGAGCAGAGCAGCACGUCCGUUGAGGGUAUUGACUUUGCUGAGGCUCUGCGUGCGCUCGAACAGGAAGGUCAGAUUAUGAUAUCGGGAGAAGGUGCUCGGAGAAGCAUCCGACGCGUUACUGGGGUUGCUUAGACUAUCAUUAUAUUAUAUCAUUGUUGUUGUUGUUGUUGUUUAUGGUUGAUAUCAUGUGUAUGGCGAGGGUUUUCUUUUUUUUUCUUCCUUUUUUUUCUUUUGUCAUUUCAUUAACUUUUCCUUUCUUCUCUUUUUCGUCUCCUUUUUUUAAACCAUUUCUAUUUUUAUUAGGGCAUUAUACAGCUUAUCGAAAGGGGAGGGGCAUCAAGAGGCGCGUGCUCGGGUUUUUCCAUCAGAACAUUUAUUAUUGAUCAUUGAUCACUUGAUCUUGCCUUGCGCUAGGGUUCUAUUUAGAUUUCAACGAAUGGUAUGCAUCUCUGUUUAUUGAUCCUUUUUAUUUAAAUAUUUGUCUAUCUACACAUCCAUCUUUUAUUUUUUAUUCGUUUAGUUAUUUAUUUUUAUCGAUCCAAUAUUCUUUUUUUAAAAAAAAAAAAUAUAUAUAUUGAACUGAAACUCAUGUGAAAUAGCACAAAAUCCUUGUAUACAGUAGGUGGGGGUUU
Messenger RNA from Xylona heveae TC161, 3666 nucleotides. RefSeq names its product DNA replication licensing factor MCM4. The coding region runs from base 71 to 3166 and encodes 1031 amino acids. The record is from RefSeq and is a predicted model, not a curated record. Lineage: Eukaryota; Fungi; Ascomycota; Xylonomycetes; Xylonales; Xylonaceae. The transcript has 3 exons. Gene Ontology annotation, cellular component: nucleus; MCM complex. Gene Ontology annotation, molecular function: single-stranded DNA helicase activity; ATP binding; single-stranded DNA binding. Gene Ontology annotation, biological process: double-strand break repair via break-induced replication; mitotic DNA replication initiation; DNA strand elongation involved in DNA replication.